Molecule: messenger RNA, 6162 nt
Organism: Phytophthora infestans T30-4
Lineage: Eukaryota; Oomycota; Peronosporomycetes; Peronosporales; Peronosporaceae
Exons: 2
Coding region: 1-6162 (2053 amino acids)
Biological process (GO): protein ubiquitination
Molecular function (GO): ubiquitin-protein transferase activity; metal ion binding
Source: RefSeq, a predicted model, not a curated record
AUGGUGUCGCCCAGACGCUUCGUGGAGACGGAGGAGACCUUCCACUUCUUCAACGAAGGUGCGGUGCUAGGCAUAAAUGAGAUCCGCAGCGGCGACGCAAGCAGCAGUAGCAGCGAUAGUGACAGCAGCGAAAGAAGUCGCUUGCGCCGCGCUCGUCGCCGCCGUCGAGCAAGCAGCAUCGCGUCCAGACGUACAUCAAGGAGACUCAGUCGCCUACUGAAUGGGAGCGUUGCGUCGGAGCUCGAGAGUCUGCAGGACGAAAGCGACGAUGACGACUACGACUCGGUGGAUGACUUUGAGUUGGAGGAGGACGAUGAAAAGAUCCAUCAGCCCCGGGAGAGGACAGAAUCGGCAGAUAAGGCACAAGUAGAACCGCAGAAUAUGUCUCCAGUAGCCACUGCGGCUGGAUCAAAAGUACCAGGCGUCGGAGCCGUCACGUUCGAGCAGAUAUUCGAGCCGUUCCGUGACUUGUACAUCCCCCCGAGAUCAGGAGAUAACGGAGAUUGCGCGCAAAAGAAGCGAUCUACUAGACAACAAAUGCAGCUCCGCAGAGCUAGACGAGCCAUUGCCGCGUUCACGCGACGUGUUCACUGCGCCAAUGCUUACCGCUAUCGCAAACAAGGCGAGUUUAUGCGCGUGUGCUACCAACGUGCGCUGGAGACCGGUCCAGGAUACAAAGUAAGGCAGGCGCUGCUUGUGGCGUCUCAGAAGGAUGACGCGGUCGAAACAACCGUACCGAGCUUAUUCCCGCGGAAAUGGCCGCACUUGCCGUUCAGAAGUCCACUAGAAUGGGUCAACGACACGGAUGCGGCUAUUGAGUUUAUAUCUCGCCUAGCUGAGCUGCCGGAGACAAGCCUAAUUUAUGAACCGAUCGACGCAAGCAAGUUUGCAGCUGAAGCCGCGGAGUUCCUAAAGCUCACAGCGAGCGAACGAACGCCAGCUGUAUCAGACGCUGUGUUUGCUGGGCUACUAGGGCUGUUUGCGAUGGGAGUGCAGCUGCAAUCAUUCACACUCCUGACCAAAGCAGCGUUGCAGUUCAUCGAGCUGGGGCAAGCUACGUACCUCAGAGAUGCUGAUGGUGGGCCAUAUCGUCCUGAAUUGCAGAAACUCUUGGACUUGUACUACUCGCGAUUGGCACAACACGUUGCAGAGCCUAUCCUUGCAGCCACGUUCCCUCGAGAUCUAUCGGCACAAUGGAAAGUGUGCUCAUAUCAGCCUUCAACCAGUGAUGCUAUUGCGACGGAUGGCCUCUAUCUGUACAUAUUUGGGCGAUCGGGGCUAUUAAAGAUUGGUACUGGACAUGGAACCACGGUGCGCGAUUUUGUGUACGCCCACAACAAAGAGUAUGUUCGCAGUCGUGAUGCUGAACGAUCGUGGCUCUGCUGUAUUGGCGAUGCACUCUACUGCCGCACCAUUGUUAUGCCUGGCCAUCGUGUGGAUCGUAUCCAGACUUACGACUUGCAGAAUGUGCAGGAACUGGUAUUGGCUCCGAAUCGUGCGUUGAUAGGCAAAGGCACGACUGAAAGCAGCGUGUAUGCCAUGGUUACGGACGGUGUUGACUUGCUUACGGUUCGCUGCAUUGAUGCCUACAAGAAGCUAUCAAGUAAAACUAGCAGCAGUCGCAAGCACAGAAGUCGCAGUCAUAAAUCGAGGAAGUCCACGCCUGUGAGUGAGAUUGUGAAUGCUGUACUCAGUAAAAGUGACAGUGGUCCAAAAUCGCCACCACAGUCUCCCGAAGCUGUCAGCAUUAGCGUGGGAGAUCGUGUUAUCCGUGGACCUGACUGGAAAUGGUCGAAUCAAGAUGGAGAUAACGGUAGUCCGGGUACAGUGGAACGUAUAAGCACUUGGGGAGGUGUGAAAGGCAGCGGGGUUACCGUCCGAUGGGACAAGAAUCAGCGCGUUAACACGUAUCGCUGGGGUGCCGAAGGAUGCUACGACUUGUACAUCGUACUGGAACAUGACGGGUUUCUCGAGCAGAAACCCCUCCCGAAUGCUAGAAGCUCUGGACAAGUUAAAGGUGGAGAGGGGGCGGUGAACGCUAGCCGUGAGAACGAACUUGAGCCACUGCCACGUCACCAGUUUGUGCUAUAUCGACACAAGGUCGACAUUAUUACUUCCAUCAUGAAACUCGAGGAGCCGGAUAUCGAUCUCUUCUUGGACUUGACACCUUCGAGAGAUAAAUAUAAGCGAGGCACUAGUGGAUCAAGUGAAGCCCAGGGUGGUGUGGAAACCCUAUCAGCACUUCACUCUCAUCUGGUCACCUUGUGUACUUCGCAGACUUCGUGGAUGUGCGAUGGUGGCAUGUCUAAUUGCUUCGGUGACAACGCUACCCAGCGAUACCGCUGUACCUUGGGAUGUGACUUCGAUUUGUGCGAGUCAUGUCUGUUCGCCACGGUGAUUGACAAACCAUCGAUGAGUAAGUCACCGUCUGAAGGUAAAGCUGCAGAAGAAGAUGCGUCGUCUACUGUGAACACUGCUUUGGAUGAGACUGCUCCCAGUGCAGAUGAUGGUCCAGUGGCCAGUGAUUUUGACGCGUCUACCGAAACGGCUGUAUCUGAAGGCAUUGAUCCCUUUUCCACUGUUGAUGUGUCGUUAUUUGCUGAAAGCGCUCGCGGAGUCUCGUUAAAGAAGAAGGUCGGCGACAAGAAAAAGCAGAAGCAGCAGACGGAAGAGCAAAUGGUGAAUGAUCUUGCAGCAUUCUGGUGUGGACUAUACUCCCGCAAGGAGUGUCAAGUAGCGCUCAGAAGGAACGGACUUCAGCUUAAUGAAGCAUCGACUUGGCUGCAUACGUGUGGGGCGUAUCUCCGGGAACCGAUGGUUAUUCCUACAGUGUCCAGCGUUAUUCUUGCGGCAAAGCCCAAAUCGGGUGCGCUAGAUCCGGUGCUGCUUAUUGCCGGUACAUUCUUCGCAACUCAUGGACAGCUAUGCGUGGUUUCGCCCCCAGGACUGUAUACUGCCAGUGAGGAACACAGCGACAAGGCAAAGCGUGCUGCUAGCUCAAGUGAUGCGUCCUGGUUCUUUUCGUUGGAAAAUGGCUCAUUACUUGCAGACAAGCCCGUGCUACUAAAGGGAAUACCAGCAGGAUCGCCGACUUGCGUUGACAUGAGACGGAAACGGAUUCUUGUGUUCUCGGGCUAUCUUAAUUGUCUGGAAGAGUACGUGGACCAUGUGCAACAAAGUCGACAGGCUCUGAAGCAACCGGAGCCAGACUGUGCUACACUAGCAGAUACUGGAAAGCUCAUUAUCUCUCAACUUGCACAGCUCAUGCGGAAGCGAGCAGCUCUUCCGGCGUACAAACAUCCGCGGGCUGGUUUACAGGACAUACUUUUUCAAACAGGGCGUGAACCAGCACCACCCGCGAGUGAUAAACCAUCUGACCAUAAGGACGGCGACUUGAGCACCAAGCCAAAGAAUCGCCGGAUCAAGAAUAUUUGUGCACGAUUAAAGGAGCUGGAUCGGUUGCCUGCUAAGGACUUGCCUGGCUACAUAAUUCCUUUUUGCGUGGAUUUCGAGGACGAGGGUGUGCUCCAGAUUCUUCGAGCUACUAAUCGCUAUUGCAAAAUGCUCCCGUUUAAGGGAGAUGGAGAUGAUGGCGAUGGUCCAACCAGACUAACAGCAGUUUAUCGACUUGUAGCAGACCUCUUGCGUAUUUUGGCGGAGACGGUGCAGGAGUAUGAAUUUGUUGGGGUCACGAUGAAAAUUGAUGCGAGUGAUGAUGCCACGCAAGAGCUGUUCAAAGACACCGAGUGUGAGUUAAAGGAUAUCUCUGGACGUCUUUAUAGCGGUCAGGUGUCAGGCCAAGCGUCGGAGGAUGCAGCUACGCAACGCGAACGUUCGAAAAUUGUUAUUUCCGCACACUUUCUGCUGGUUUGGGGGAUACGCAAGGGUAUUUUCUGCCGAAGCCAUCGAUCUGAGUUUUUCGCUUCUGCGUGCGAAGAUGUUAUCGGCUGUGGGAGCGAUAGCGAAGACACGAUGCCCGAGCUACCGGAGUCGUACUUUGCGAUUUUAUUGGAGCCCCACGAUUUCUUGGUACUGCAAACUAAGCGUGAUUGUGGCGUGGAUUUACUAAGGAGAUUACUUUACAGUCCGAUGGACGAUGGGCGUAUCGCAAUUGCCGACUUUUUGCCAACAGAAGCCGACGAUUUCGCUCGAUUUUUGGAGGUUCUUCUCGCGUUGUCCAAGCUUGAAAGUAGAAGUAGCACCCACCGGGAGAAGUGGGUGCUCAAGGUCGACGGCUUACCGUUUCAAACCCCGGUAAGCAAGGCUUUACAUGCCGUUAUGAACUAUUGCUGUGCUCGAAUGUAUGCUGUCAGUAUGGAGCUAACACCGACCACAUCGCUCAAAGAGGUGGGGCAAGAGGUGCUGGAAGCAACGGCGACGUUUGAACAUUUUGCGCGCGCGUGCCUUGACUGUUGUCUAGAAAUGCUACGUUGCUACCAAAGUGACUCUUCUAGUGGCUGCGACUUACAAGCAUCGGUAGUGGGCACAAUCUUGCCCGUGAUAAUUGCUUUCAUCCCGAAUUAUCCGGAUCAUUUCUCUAGCGAAUUCAGAGAUCAUUUGCUUAUCCUGAUGAGAGUGCUUGAUACGACCAUCUGCUCGAAUGAUGGCACACGCGGGAUUCGGCGGAGGGCAGCGCUCGACGAUGCCGCCCUUUUUGGAGGAUAUCAAGUCGUGGAGACACCACAUCCGUACAAUCACACACAGCCCGUAUUUCGCCGUGUUGUGCACAUUCCUGGUGCUAGCGUGCUACAUUUCGAGUUCGACCCACGCUGUCGGACCUCCGGAGAAGCUGAUAUCGUGUUCAUUACGUCUGGACUUGCUUGGUAUCAAGCUGACCGGCUUCCCUACGCAGACGUUGGCUUUGGCGAAGAUGGAGGCUGUUUCUUUGGGUCAUAUUCGCGAGGAAACUGGCCGGCUGGAGGGCUUACCGUGGUAGGAGAUACUGCGACGAUCAUGCUAUGCGCAACAACGCAAGCUCGAAGUGGGUCUGUGGACAAACAGCGAUGGGGUCUCAAGUGUACCGUGCGUGGUCUCUUUGAUUCUCCACAGAGGGCAUGGCUACCGGAGCUAGGAUGCGCUGUAGCAUAUGCAUGCAGUGCACUUGGAGACAAACUGCUGCGUGGCGUACCACUGCAAGGUAUAGAGAAAAUGUGUCAACCGUGGGUGAUGGAGCGGCAGCUAUUCAACUUGGCAGCUCCUACAUGCAAUGUGUUGAAAUUUAGAUGGAAGUUCGUGGAUGACGUUGUGAACCACGCAGAGCGAGGAGAUGUCUUUUUCUCGACGCUUUCCAAAUACGUACGGCUUCGUACUUUACCUCCUCAGCAUUUGACCGCUCGUUGGAAUGAAGCACUGCAAGAGGCUGCUGCAGUUCUGUUGGUGCGCUCGAAGCAUCAUCUGAUAGAAGCAUGGAUGGCUGGUGUGGAGAACCGUACCGUGUUGUCUAAUGACAUUGAGAACGCUCUUUUCCAUCGAAUUGCAGUUGAGUUGGGGAAACUGGAGCGCUGGAUGCUGCGUCAAGCUCAACUUGUAAGCGAAUGGCACUACCUGUGCAUCGAUGAGGUUAGUCUGGAUGAAUUGAUGGAGCGAUAUGCAGAUAACCUGGAUCGGCUUUCAGAGCUCUGCCAUCUGAAGAGUGUACCAUUCAAGAAUAGCGACGUGACAAGUUGUGUUAAGUCGAUUCAUGAACUUCUUGUCAAGGACAUUGCUGUAAAGCAUGAGAAAGAUGAGGAUGCGCACUCCCAGCCGUCAGGUUCUCAUGACGCAGUAGCUCAAGCCGUGUCGUUGAAAGCUCGUUUUUUACUGAGAAGAUGGGAAGAAUGCGUGGAACACGGCAGCACCUACUUGGAAUCUGUUUCGACACCAAUCCACCCAGCGGUAUCCGAUUGUUUGCCUGAUGUGAGUAAAUUUCUAUGCAGCACCGUGUCGAUUUCUGCUCUAGAAGAGUGCUCGACGGCUCAUUCAGCUCGUCUAGAAUCGCGUCUCGCUGGUGUUGGCUACUGCGAGAAGGCAUUUGCAGAUCUGAAGAACGAAGACAUGGCCCAGUUCUUCGUCGGUCGCGCUCUGUAUGCUGUCCCUUCGAGCAACGUGGUGCAAGACGAUGCCAUUCUCUCAGGGUGCGCGUUGGCUAACCCUCGUCUCCUCGCCAAGACCAUGGCUUCGUAA